This is a messenger RNA of Polyodon spathula (Mississippi paddlefish), 7129 nucleotides long. RefSeq names its product collagen alpha-1(XIV) chain-like. The coding region runs from base 194 to 5737 and encodes 1847 amino acids. Gene Ontology annotation, molecular function: protein binding. The transcript is spliced from 47 exons. Gene Ontology annotation, cellular component: interstitial matrix. The record is from RefSeq and is a predicted model, not a curated record. Lineage: Eukaryota; Metazoa; Chordata; Actinopteri; Acipenseriformes; Polyodontidae.
AAACACCCACAUUCAGCAUUCAGCAUUCAGCAUUCAGCUGAAGUUUGGAUCGAGCGAGAGGGAGGCAAGGGAGAGUGUGAGAAGGAUCACAAAGGCACUGGCAGUCUCUCUCGGGAUUCUCUGGAGAAAAUAGAAAACAAUACACUUGUUACGGAAGGUCUGCUGAGCACCGCACCCACACACAGUGAUAAGAAUGCAGGUCUUUGGGCUCAGGAUAAGGACCUGGCUUCCUUUGACUUUCUUAGCAGUGACAGCCCACUUUGCCAGCCAGGCGCAGGGUCAAGUUGCUUCUCCAACAAGACUACAAUUUAAUAUACUGUCUGAAGACAGUGUUCAGAUUAGAUGGAAAGCCCCAAGAGGGAAAGUUCAAGGAUAUAAAUUAAGUGUAACCCCGGUUAAAGGUGGAACAACACAAGAAUUACACCUCCAAAAAGGUGAUAACACUGCAAUUAUUCAGGGUCUCAUUGCAGACCUGGAAUACUCAGUAAAUGUUAUUGCAAUAAGCCGAAACCAAGAAAGUGAACCUGCACAAGGGAAAUUCACAAUUAAAAUCUCAAAAGAAACCAGUGAAGAGGUGUCUUCAGAGACACAGACAUUAAGGGAAGACACCUCCUCAGCAGAGAGUGACAAUGAAAUAUUAGGAGGGGAGCAGUAUAUUUGCAAAACAGCAGCGAUUGCAGAUAUUGUUCUGCUUGUUGAUGGCUCCUGGAGUAUAGGCAGGAUUAACUUCAGGCUGGUUCGGUCCUUCUUGGAAAACCUGGUCAGCGCCUUCAAUGUUGGCUCUGAUGAAACCAGAGUAGGUCUUGCCCAGUACAGUGGAGAUCCCAGAAUAGAAUGGCACUUGAAUGCCUUCAAUUCAAAGGAAGCGUUGAUAGAUGCUGUCAAGAAUCUGCCCUACAAAGGAGGGAACACACUAACAGGUCUGGCAUUGACAUACAUUUUGGAGAACAGCUAUAAGCCUGAAUCUGGUGCUAGGCCUGGUGUGCCCAAGAUCGGUAUCCUGAUCACAGACGGCAAGUCGCAAGAUGAUGUUAUUCCACCAGCAAAGAGUCUACGAGAUGCAGGCAUUGAGUUGUUUGCUAUUGGUGUGAAAAAUGCUGAUGAGAGUGAACUGCGGGCUAUUGCUUCUGAUCCUGAUGAGUCCCAUGUCUACAAUGUAGCUGAUUUCAAUAUUAUGAGCUCUAUUGUGGAAAGCCUGACCAAGACUGUGUGUGACAGAGUUGAAGAACAAGAGAAGGAAAUUAAAGCAAUAUACAAUGUCACUGCGUCUUUGGGAGCCCCUCAAGAUCUUGUUACAUCCGAAGUGACAGCCAGAAGUUUCCGAGUCAGCUGGAUCCAUGCGCCUGGAAAUGUGGAGAAAUAUCGAGUGGUUUUCUACCCUUCCAGGGGAGGACAGCCGGAGGAGGUGGUUAUCGAUGGAACAGAAAACACUGUAGUGUUGAAAAACUUGAUGUCCUUGACUGAAUACCAAAUUGCUGUGUUUGCAGUGUAUACCAGCGCUGCCAGUGAGGGCCUUAGGGGCAGUGAAACAACAUUGUCUCUGCCUAUGGUCGAUGACCUCAAGCUGUACGAUGUAACCCACAACAGCAUGAGAGCCAAGUGGAAAGGGGUGCCAGGAGCUUCUGGUUACAUGAUCUUGUACAGCCCACUAACAGAAGCAGAUGUAGCUGAUGAGAAGGAGGUGAAAGUCCCAGAUUCUGUGACAGAUAUAGAACUGGAUGGACUGACUCCCAGUACUGAGUACACUGUGACACUGUAUGCUGUGUAUGGGGAGGAAGCCAGUGACCCUAUGACAGUACAAGAAACUACAUUGCCACUAAGCCCCCCUAGAAACCUGAGGUUUUCAGAGAUUGGACACAGCAUUGCCAGGGUUACGUGGGAUGCUGCUUCAAAGAACGCAAGAGGGUAUCGCAUAAUGUACGUGAAGUCUGACGGAUCAGUAACUAAUGAGGUAGAAGUUGAUCAAAUCACAACCAGCUUACUGAGACAAUUAGCAUCCCAGACAGAAUACACAGUCGCCAUCUUCUCAAUCUAUGAUGAAGGGCAGUCCGAGCCUCUGACAGGAAGUUUCAGUACAAAGCCAGUACCAUCUCCGCUCAACCUCAAGCUCAGCGAUGUGUCUAGAAACAGUUUAACAGUCAGGUGGCAACACGCUGCUCCGGAUAUCGUCAUGUACAGGCUGUCUUGGGUUCCCACAGUUGGUGGAGAAGCAAGAGAGCUUGUUCUUAGCGGAGAUGUGGAUACCCAGGUCCUCGAUGGUUUGUUACAAAGAACUGAAUAUGAGGUGUCGCUCUCUGCUAUUUUUAAAGAUGAAACAGAAAGUGAUGCUGUUGCUGUUCUGGGAACAACACUUGUCCGCAGUGCAGUCAGAAAUCUUGCCGUGGGCAAUGAAACUACAUUCAGUCUGCAGGUGACCUGGGAUCCUCCAGACCAAAACGUCCAUCAGUACAGAGUGUCCUAUGUGUCUUUGAGAGGAGAUCGAGAUGAAGAAGCGGUGAUGGUGCCUGGAAAAGAGAACACCCUCCUCCUUCAGCCUCUGCUCUCUGACACAGAGUACAGGGUGACUGUUACUCCUGUCUAUGCGGAUGGAGACGGAGUCAGCUCCUCUUCUGAAGGACGAACCUUGCCACUUUCUGCACCCAGUAACUUGCGGGUCUCUGAAGAGUGGUACAAUCGCUUCCGCAUCACAUGGGAUGCGCCUCCUUCACCCACCAUGGGCUACAGAAUUGUCUACCAGCCUCUGACUGCCCCAGGUCCAGCUCUAGAGACGUUUGUAGGAGAUGAUGUUAACACCAUGCUGAUCCUUAAUCUCCUCAGUGGAACAGAAUACAAUGUCAAGUUGAUAGCUUCCUACACAACAGGCUCCAGCGACGCACUCACAGAAAAAGCAAAAACACUGUACCUGGGUGUGACAAACCUAAACACUUACCAAGUUGAAAUGACCAGCAUGUGUGGACAAUGGCAGCCUCAUAGACAGGCUACACUGUACAGAGUGAUGAUCGAGUCCCUGGUUGAUGGAAAGAAAGAGGAAGUGACCCUUGGAGGUGGAGCGUCCAGACACUGUUUCUAUGACCUGAUGCCCAACACCCAGUAUAAAAUAACUGUCUACGCCCAGCUUCAAGAAAUGGAGGGACCUGCUGUCACUGUAAUGGACAAAACAUUUCCUGUCCCAACUGAGCCACCAACCUCACCUCCAACCACCACCCUUAUUCCCACAAUUCCUGUUGCCAGAGAAGUAUGCAAAGCUGCUAAAGCUGACCUGGUGUUCUUGGUGGAUGGGUCUUGGAGUAUUGGAGAUGAUAACUUCCUCAAAAUCAUCAAUUUCCUCCACAGCACAUGUGGAGCUCUUGACAAGAUCGGUCCCGAUGGCACUCAAGUUGCCAUUGCUCAGUACAGUGAUGAUCCCAGAACAGAAUUCAAACUCAACUCCUAUAACAACAAAGAAACACUCCUGGAGGCCAUUCAGCGCAUUUCAUACAAAGGAGGAAAUACCAAGACAGGCAAAGCCAUUCAGCAUGUCAAAGAGCACAUCUUCACUGUGGAAGGUGGUCUAAGGAGAGGUGUCCCCAACGUCCUGGUGGUUCUUACUGAUGGACGAUCCCAAGAUGAUGUUAACAAAGUUACAAAGAAUAUGCAGAUGGAGGGCUUUGUUAUCUUUGCUAUUGGUUUUGCUGAUGCAGACUAUGGGGAGUUGGUGAACAUUGCAAGCAAGCCCAGUGAAAGACAUGUAUUCUUCGUUGAUGACUUAGAUGCAUUUCAGAAAAUAGAAGAACAGCUAAUUACUUUUGUCUGUGAGGCUGCUUCUACAACCUGUCCCUCUGUUCUAAUGAGUGGCAACACCUUAGCAGGUUUCAGGAUGAUGGAGAUGUUUGGACUUGUUGAAAAGCAGUAUGCAUCUGUUUAUGGUGUCUCUAUGGAACCUGGAACGUUCAACAGUUUCCCAUGUUACAGACUGCACAAGGAUUCCCUCAUCUCACAACCAACUAAGUAUCUGCACCCUGAAGGGCUGCCCUCUGAUUACACUAUUACUGUCCUUUUCCGUAUUCUGGCUGAGACACCCGAGGAGCCCUUUGCCCUCUGGGAGAUCCUCAACAAAGACAAUGAGCCCUUGGUUGGAGUAAUCCUUGACAAUGGAGGAAAAACUCUUACUUUUUUCAACUAUGACUACAAGGAGGAGUUCCAGACUGUGACAUUUGACAGUCCUGAAAUCAAGAAAAUUUUCUAUGGAAGUUUUCACAAGAUGCAUGUUGCUAUCAGCAAGACCACUGCCAAGGUCAUUAUCGACUGCAAACAGGUUGGAGAGAAGGCUAUCAAUGCUGCAGGUAACAUCACCACUGAUGGUGUGGAAGUUCUGGGCAGAAUGGUGAGGUCCAGAGGGAAAAGAGAAAACUCUGCUCCGUUACAGCUGCAGAUGUUCGACAUAGUUUGCUCCACAUCUUGGGCCAGCAGAGACAAGUGCUGUGAGAUCCCAGGACUGAGAGUUGAAGCAGACUGCCCAGCCAUGCCACAUGCCUGCACCUGUUCUCAGGACAGCAAAGGACCUGAAGGUCCCUCUGGACCACCGGGUGCACCAGGUAUCAGGGGCCCAAGAGGGGAGCGUGGAGAACUUGGCCCAGUGGGACCAGAAGGGCCUCGUGGUGAAGUUGGCUCCACUGGACCUCAGGGACCUCCCGGCCCUCAGGGACCCAGCGGGCUUUCCAUUCAAGGACCUUCGGGUUCCUCUGGAGAGAAGGGGGAAAAGGGUGGUCUUGGUGCUCAAGGCCCACCGGGUGUUCCUGGUCCUGGUGGGUCCCCAGGACGGGAUGGUACACAAGGCCAGAGGGGACUGCCUGGCAAAGAUGGACCCCAAGGACAAAUUGGUCCACCAGGGCCAAUUGGAAGCCCAGGAGUGCCCGGAGCCAUAGGUCAGAGUGGACCCACAGGACACCUGGGUGAACAGGGACCCCCUGGCCCCAUUGGUACAAAAGGAGACAAGGGUGAAAGAGGUGAUAUGCAAGCCCAGGCUGUGGUCCGUUCCAUCGCUAGACAAGUUUGUGAACAGCUAAUUCAAAGUCACAUGGCCAGGUAUGACUCGGUCCUGAACCAGAUCCCCAGCCAGUCUGUGUCGGUGCGUGCGGUGCCUGGACCCCCUGGAGAGCCAGGUCGCCUGGGACCUCGGGGCCCUGCAGGAGAGCAAGGACUGCCAGGCAGACCAGGAUUCCCAGGAAACAACGGCGAACCAGGCAGACCUGGGGAGAGAGGUUUAUCAGGAGACAAGGGAGAGAAAGGAAGCCCAGGCAUCGGUACUCUGGGACCCAGAGGACCACAGGGACCACCAGGACCUCCAGGUGAAGGCCGACCAGGCAGCCCAGGGCAGCCAGGAAGACCAGGCAACCAAGGAACACCUGGACGCCCAGGCAAUCCCGGCUCCACAGGCCAGGCUGGCCCCCAGGGAUACUGUGAUGCCUCAUCCUGUAUGGGUUACAAUGUCGGAGGUGGAUAUGGUAACCCAAGCGAUCGAGUUGUACAGUUACCUCCCAGCUACCCCCAAACACAUGACUCUUACGAGGAGGAGGAGGAGGAGGAGGACCCAUACGCAGGGUAUACUUCCUACCCUCAGCAACCCCAAAACCCCUACCCAGCACCCCGCCCAGUUCAUCCUGAGACAGAUACCACUGAGGUGAGGUCACCAGGAAGCUACCGCGUCUCCAGGAGCAUCGCAAAAAGGAAGGCCAAGUCAACCAACAUGACUCUUUAAAAGCUAAAGCAUGCGUACUAACUGCACAACGGAUAUUUCGAUUUGUAUUUCAUGCUGUAGUCUUAAUGUGGAAUUAUGAAAUGUUUACAGAUUAUUUACUGUAACAUUUUGGAUCAUGCUGGUAAAGGACAAGCCGCAAGUGCCUAAUAGUUUUUAAAAUAAAAUAAAAAAUGAAUGGUUGUACAAGUUUAACGUUUUUUUUUUUGUUCUUUUUCCCAAACCUGCAUGUGGCUUAAUGACUAAAUGCAACAAGAUGAUUAUAUGGACACAUUGUAGAUUUUUGCAGUCCUAUUAUACUUUCUUGUGUAGGAAACCACUUUUGUAUAAUAAUUUUAUGAUGACGUACAGUUUAGUUGUAUUGGGUUUUACAUGUUGACAUUUCGCUACUACAAUAACUUGGAAUUUAGUAUCUAAAGAUCUUUUAUAAUAGCUAAGGUAUUCUUAAGAUUUUUUUGGGAAAACUCAAAAUAGAUAGAAAAAAAAUAACAGUAAUAAUACAAAUUUUCAGAAAUAAUCUGUUUCUCAGCUGUUUGUAACCAUUUCAAAAGGAACAUUUACAUGCAUUGCGAGUGUGUGAAAUUCAGGUUCUUCAGUUCUGGCGAGCUUCUCUUACAUGGUGACAUCAGAUGCUGACUUUGAUGCUGUAAAUCUUAACAUUUAACAGGAAUACUCCAAGAUUACCAAUAAUAAGUGGUGACCAGUUUAAUUUCUAGACUUUUGGUCAGGGUUUACCAUGCUUGCAAUAAACAGGGUAUCUACAAAUGUCGGGAUUAUCUACAAAUGACAAAAAACAGGAAGUUCAGGAACAUGUACAAAUAAGUAAUUUACAUCUGUUAGUUUUGCUAUUUAAUUAUAAUUGUCAGUACAAUAAACACAUUCAGUCAUUGUUUGUUUGUCCCUCACAUGCAGGUACCCAUUAAAAAUCAGGAAUACCAUUUGAGCUAAGUUUAAAGAAUCCAUCAGGACUGUUUUUUUUGGCCCCUGGUAUCCACUGCAGAAAACUGGUGUCAACAUCUACAUUUUAACAUAAUGCAGAACAGAUCUUGAGGAUAUGCAUUUAUGUGUUUUCAAUCUGUCUGAUGUGUUGUCAGUUAUGGCAAUGCUUGUAAAACUUCCAAAAAAAAAAAAAAAAAAAAUUCAAUAAAACAAACUGAAACCUCAAAAGAAUACAUUACAUUUCUUGUUUUUUUUUUUUUUAUGUGAAUGUAUUUUUCGUUUGGGGAGCUUUCAGCAAAUACUUUAAAAUACCACUGGCUUUGUAUACAAUAAUUUUGCCUAUAGGUACAGUAGCCAAAAAACAAAUAAUAAAGGAGUGUACAGUAGAACUUGUAAAGGUAUUCAGAAUAGUUUUUCAAGCUAAUCUAGGAUUUAUUUCUCAUUUGUAUAACCAAU